AUGGCGUGUCGGUCAUGGGGCCAGUAUAACUACGAGACGUUUGAUGGGCUGUACUAUCACUUUCCUGGGAGAUGUACCUACACUCUGCUGAGAGACUGUGAAGACACCAGCCAGGCCAGCAUUCUCAUACAGGUCCACAAUGACCCAGACUGCCGCUCGUCUCCCUACUCCUGCACGCGGUCAGUUAGUCUCUUCCUGCCCUGGGAAGGAGAGAUCAGGUUGCACAGGUCCAAAGUUACCUUCAAGGGACAGAGUGUCCAGCUGCCUCACCACAUCCAUGACGUGGAGCUGGAGAGGAUCUCCCGCUAUGUCUUGGUGACCCAACAACAUGGCUUCACCCUGGCCUGGGACGGACACAGUGGCUCUGUUUACAUCAAGCUGAGCCCAGAGUGGGUGGGCAGGACCUGCGGUCUGUGUGGCAACUUCAACGCAGACGUACAGGAUGACCUGAAGACCAGCUACGGUGUGGUGACGGAGGACCUGUCCAUGUUUGGGAACAGCUGGGUGGAGGAGGAGCUUCACCAGGUCAGGUGUCCCAUGGUGCCCUUCAUGUUCCCCUCGUCCUGCGCCUCACGUGACCCACACAUACUACUGGUGAGUAACCCUGACCCUCACAUACUACUGGUGAGUAACCCUGACCCACACAUACUACUGGUGAGUAACCCUGACCCACACAUACUACUGGUGAGUAACCCUGACCCACACAUACUACUGGUGAGUAACCCUGACCCACACAUACUACUGGUGAGUAACCCUGACCCACACAUACUACUGGUGAGUAACCCUGACCCACACAUACUACUGUUGAGUAACCCUGCCCCUCACAUACUACUGGUGAGUAACCCUGACCCUCACAUACUACUGGUGAGUAACCCUGACCCUCACAUACUACUGGUGAGUCACCCUGACCCACACAUACUACUGGUGAGUAACCCUGACCCACACAUACUACUGGUGAGUAACCCUGACCCACACAUACUACUGGUGAGUAACCCUGACCCACACAUAGUGUUCACAGAGUAUGCCCGGGUCUGUGCCCACGCCGACCACCCACUGACGGACUGGAGGACUCACAUACCACAGUGUGCGAUGCCGUGCCCUCCAGGUCUGCAGUAUAAGGAGUGCAUCACCUGCUGCCCUGUGUCCUGUAACGUGGACAGAAUGUGUAUCGACAACAAGCUGCAGUGUCUAGACGGAUGCUACUGUCCCGACGGAGAGUGCUCUGUGACUGGGGACAUGUACUUCCACUCGUUUGACGGCAGGAUGUUCACCUUCCCAGCUUCCUGUCAGUAUGUCCUGGCUAAGAGUCGUAACUCAGGGAAGUUCACUGUCACCAUUCAGAACGCCCCGUGUGGACCCCAUUUGGACGGGUCUUGUAUCCAAUCAGUCAGCCUGGUCAUAGACGAGGACCCACGGACUGAGAUCACACUGACUCACCUAGGAGAGGUCUUCAUGGCAGGACAGUACCGCAUCUCUCUGCCCUAUUCAGACGAGGUGUUCCACAUCCAGGAGCUGUCCUCCAUGUACCUGCAGUUGCGUACUGCUCUGGGUCUGCAUCUGCAGUACAGCUGGAGGGAGUUCCGUCUCUACCUGCAGGUGGAUGAGCUGUGGAAGGGCGACACGGUGGGGCUCUGUGGAACCUUCAACGGAAACAUCCAGGACGACUUCCUGUCCCCGUCUGGUAUGAUAGAGAGCACCCCUCACCUGUUUGGCAACGCCUGGAGGGUAUCCUCUGCCUGUGUCCCCAGCCAGAGUGUUCCCCAGCUUGACCCAUGUGACACGCAUCAGCAAGCAGCAUCCUACGCCUCUGAGAUGUGUGACAUCCUGAACCAGGAGUUGUUCUCAGCGUGUCAUGAGUACCUGAGUCCGGUGCCCUUUCACCAACAGUGUAAAGCAGACACCUGUAAGUGUGGCCAGCCCUGUCUCUGCUCUUCCCUGGCCCACUAUGCUAGACAGUGCAGGAAGUACUCUGUCAUCACGGAGUUCAGAGCCAGCGUACCUGACUGUGAGGUGACAUGCCCAGAUACCAUGGAGUACGGAACCUGUGUGUCGUCGUGCCAACGGCGUUGCUCCGCCCUGUCCACGCAGCAGCACUGUGGAGAGGAGUACCAACAGUGUCCGCUGGGUCAGAUGUACCUGGACUGUACUGAGGGGCUGGAAGGGCUGAAGGCUAUAGAUGGGAUCAGCCUGGGUAGAGGACUGGGCUGUGAACACACCUGUGAAUCCCACCUGCUCAACCUCACCUGUUCAGCUCAUGAACCGUGCAUACCUGGCUGUGUCUGUCCCCCUGGAUUGCUGAAACAUGGUGAUGAGUGUUUUGAGCCUGACGCCUGCCCCUGCCUCUGGAAGGGGAAAGAGUACUAUCCAGGAGAUAGAGUCACCUCCCCCUGUCAUCAAUGUGUCUGCCAGCAUGGAACAUUCCAGUGUGUGUUCCGUCCGUGUCCGUCCAUGUGCACAGCCUAUGGGGACCGCCACUACAGGACCUUUGAUGGUCUACUGUUUGACUACGUUGGAGUCUGUAAAGUCUACCUAGUAAAGAGCAGUGCUGAUCUGAUGAUGAGUGUGACUGCUGAGAACGUGGACUGUUACGACAGCGGCGUCAUCUGCAGGAAAUCUCUACUCAUCAACAUUGGUAGAUCUUUCAUUGCGUUCGACGACGACAGUGGCAAACCAAACCCGUCCAGUGUGAUCGACUGGAGGCAGGAGGUGUUCAUAUGGAGCGCUGGGCUCUUCACCGUGGUCCACGUUCCCGAGGAGGACCUGACCGUGCUCUGGGAUCGCAAGACAACGGUCCACAUCCAGGCUGGACCACGCUGGCAGGGCAAGCUGAGUGGUCUGUGUGGGAACUUUGACCUGAGGACGGUCAAUGAGAUGAGGACACCAGAGAACAUAGACUCUGCCACUCCUCAGGAGUUUGGCAACAGCUGGACGGCAGCUGAGUGUGUUAACAGCCCAGACAUCAGACACCCCUGCAGUCUGAACCCCCUGAGGGAGCCGUUCUCCAAGAGGCAGUGUGGAGUCCUGCUCAGCGAGGUCUUCCUGGUCUGCCACCCGGUGGUGGACGUGACAUGGUUCUAUAUGAACUGUCUGGCUGAUACGUGCGGCUGUAGUCGCGGUGGGGACUGUGAGUGUUUCUGUACCAGCGUGGCAGCCUACGCCCACCGAUGCUGUCACCAGGGUGUCACCGUGGACUGGCGAUCCCCGUCGAUCUGCCCCUACGAUUGUGAAUACUACAACAAAGUUCUGGGUAAAGGCCCCUACAGGCUGGUGACCUACAGGGAGAGGGACACGGUGCUGGCAGCCAACAGGUCCAGUGGGACAGUGUUCCCUAAGAAAGGAGACCCUGCUGCGGCUGGCUUCCUGUCCCUCUUCAUGAUGACCCCUGGGCUCAGUAGAGUGCGUCCGCAUGACACGUCCCUGGUGUCGUUCGAGGCGUCCGAUCGGCCCAACUACUUCCUGGCUGUGGACAGCAGCGGCCAUCUCACGCUGACCAAGUGGGAGGAGAGUGAAGCAUUCUGGGACGCGGCUACCUUCACGCUGCACCGUGACACCUGGAUCCAGGGUUAUGAUUCUCUGGAGGCUUUGGCCAGACCGGGAUUCUUCCUCCACUACAUGCUGUCCUGGAUUCACCUCAUGAAGUACAAACACACUGACGGAUUCCGCAAAGCCACGCUCUUCAAACUGACAGGCCCUGGUCCAGACACCCCUACGGGUCCUAAGUGCCAGUGGAGGUAUGAGUCGUGUGUCAGCCCCUGCUUCAGGACCUGCAGUGACCCCUCGGGGAGGGCAUGUGGCACCGUUCCAAAAGUGGAGGGAUGUCUGCCUCUGUGUCCUGGUCACAUGGUGCUGGAUGAGGUCACUCAGAGAUGUGUCCAUGUUGAAGACUGCAUUAAGCCACCAGUUGCUGUGCAGCCCAUUACUACUGUCAGCAGUGUUGAGUCAACACCUGCAGCUGUCACUCCUUCAGCCACCACAACCACCACUAGGAGCAGCCCGGCUAGCCCUGGCCUCUCCACGGCACGCUCCACCCCGGGUCCCCCUGCCCCCCUCACCACCACCUCCAUCCAGCCUCCCUACACCACCACCCCUUCAGACACAGUCCCCACCACUGCAGCCACCACCACCACCAUUCCUAUUGUCUCAACUUCUGCUUUGGAUGCUCUGACCACCUCUGCUAAGUUUCCGACCACAGUGACCGAUAAGGUGGUUCUGCCCAGCACCUCUUCAGCCGUACCGACUCCAGAGGGAACCAGUGCAGCAUCAACUCCAUCCCUGGCCACCGCAGUCAGACCUGAGGUGGUGGAGGUUGUAUCUACAGUGAAGACAUCUCCAUCCUUACCCUCCACUACAGAAGGCAGUACAGAGAGGACGACCAGGGCCCCCAGCUCCUCACCCAGCCCCCUAGGCCCCAGCACAGAGAGGACCAGCCAGGUCCCCUUCUCUAUCACAGCUCUGUUCUGGCUCACGUCCUCCACCACCAGGCCCUCUCUACGCCCAGGAACUACAGACACCACAUUCACCAGCCCCCCUCCAUCCACUACCAUGGGCCCCUGGAUAAGCUCCACCGUGGGGCCUACUCAGACCAGCGCCCUGCCUGCAGUACCAGUCACCCCCACCAGUGUGACCACCAAGGCCACCACACGUCCAGGAGACACACACAGAGAGGGUGACCACACCUGUCCCAGUGAAACCUGCGGUCAGCACAGAAGUAGACGCACUUCACCACGGUGCUUCAUCUACAGUGCCAGGCGUCACCACCACAACCUCAGUUACCAUGACGACCACUGCCAAAACCACCACAGCUCUGCCCGAGACUUCAACCGGCGCAGUUUCAACCUCCAGGACGGAGAGACUUCCUGCGACACCCGAACACCCGGCCGUGCCUGGUGUACCUGGGGAACCAGUAUUAUCUCUCACCACUACGGUCCCCACGACAACUGUCCCACCUUUACCUGGUGUCCUUACGACCACCAUCACACCUGUACCUGGUGUCCCAGUGACAACUGUCCCACCUUUACCUGGUGUCCUUACGACCACCAUCACACCUGUACCUGGUGUCCCAGUGACCACUGUCCCACCUUUACCUGGUGUCCCAGUGACAACUGUCCCACCUUUACCUGGUGUCCAAGUGACCACUGUCCCACCUUUACCUGGUGUCCUUACAACCACCAUCACACCUGUAACUGGUGUCCAUACGACCACCAUCACACCUGUACCUGGUGUCCCAGUGACCACUGUCCCACCUUUACCUGGUGUCCAUACGACCACCAUCACACCUGUACCUGGUGUCCCAGUGACCACUGUCCCACCUUUACCUGGUGUCCAUACGACCACCAUCACACCUGUACCUGGUGUCCCAGUGACCACUGUCCCACCUUUACCUGGUGUCCAUACGACCACCAUCACACCUGUACCUGGUGUCCCAGUGACCACUGUCCCACCUUUACCUGGUGUCCAUACGACCAGCAUCACACCUGUCGCAGCCACUCCAGGGGUCACACCAAAGGUCACGCCAAAGGUCACACCAGAUGUGACAGCAGCUCCCUCAGUCCCCGCCUUGCCCCCCACGGCCACCUCAACCUCCACCCCAGAGCCAGAGAGGGUGGACGGAGUAGACACCACUGCACCAAAGACUCCAUCACCAUCACCUGUGUCGCCGUACACCACAUCAGAGACAACCGCGCCACCAUCGGUAGUAUCGCCAUAUACCACGACAGAGCGUGUUGGAACUACGGCAGAGACUCAAUGGGGCUCAAUGUAGGCUCAAUGGAGAUCAAUGUAGGCUCCAUGGGGCUCAAUCCUCCCUAUUCAGAGAUCAUAGAUGAGUGUACCAAGUUCCUCUGUGUGAGCGGCCAGCUGGUCCGAUUCAACAUGUCCCAGAACUGUCUGUAUAACUCCACCCCUCCUAACUGCGGCCUGCUCGGCUUCGCCAUCCUGGUCAACGGGGACAAGUGCUGCCCGCAGUGGGACUGCCCAUGUCGCUGCUCAGUGUUCCCCGACCUGAACGUGAUCACGUUUGAUGGUAACAGCGUGGCCAUCUACAAGGCUACCUCCUACAUUGUGACCCAGCUGCCCAUUGAGACCGUCAGCAUCGUGGUCCAGGAAUGCCCCGCUGACUCAGACACGGUGAGGAUGAGGCUGCUGUGGAAUUUCACCAACCUGUGUCUAGUGGUUUUGAACAUUACCCACAAGUCCAACCACCUGGUCAUCAACAGAUUGCAGAGGAGGCUGUAUGUGAACUCGAGGUACGCCAAGCCGAGGUUCAAGAAGUUUGGCUUUGAGAUCCUGGACACCGGCAACAUGUAUCUGAUCCGUACGCCAGCGGGCCUGAAGCUGCAGUGGUUCCACAGCACGGGCAUGUUGGUCAUCGAGACAGAGAGCUACAACAGCAAACUGCCCACCAUGGGCCUUUGUGGCUGCUGUGAUGGUAACCCGGCCAACGACCUGAUGCUGUCGAAUGGGACGACAGUCGGAGAGAGCGAGGACCCGGCGGUGUUCAUCGACAGCUGGCAGGUCCCCAACACCACUAGUUACAUCAGCCACAGCCGGCGCAGAGAAGUCAACUGUUCCACCAGCGACUGUUCCCAGUGUAUGACCAUGCUGCGAAACACCUCCUUCAGCCCCUGCCAUGCUUUUGUUCCUCCCAGUACGUUCUGUGAGGUGUGGGUACGUGACGCAGAGUACGUCAACAACCCGUGUGUAGCGCUGGCUGCCUACGUGGCAUCUUGUCACAAGUUCAACGUCUGCAUGGAGUGGAGGAGCCCAGACUACUGUCCCUUCAUGUGUCCAGACCGACUGCGUUACCAGGCCUGUCUGCCUACCUGUACGGCCCUGUCCUGCUCCAACCACGACUUUGACCACGACCCUGAGCAGUGUACAGGCCUGACAGAGGGAUGUGUUUGUCCUGAGGGCACUCUGCUCCAUCGACCCUACUCUGCCCUCUGCAUCCCCCCUGAGAAGUGUGCCUGUACGGACAGUUCAGGUGUACCCCGUGCUCCUGGCGAGGUGUGGAAGGCGUCUAAAGAUGGCUGCUGUAUGUAUCGCUGUGACAACGACAGUAUCGUUCCCGUGGAGUAUAACUGCUCUGCCGUGUCUCAGCCGCUCUGCCGCAGGGCCGGGGAAGUGGUCGUCAGUCUGGCAGACGACACCUCCUGCUGCCCACAGAAAGCCUGCGUUUGUAACCAGACCCUGUGUGACAUCUUCCCCCCGGAGUGUCAGUAUGGAGAGAAGCUGGUGUCUUACUUCAGAGAGGACUCCUGCUGUCCAGACUACGUCUGUGAGUGUGACCCAGAGCGCUGUGAGUCAGACGUCCCAGCCUGUAGAGAGGACCAGACCCUCAUCGCCACCAGGGCUGAUGGCAGCUGCUGCCUGGCACACAUCUGUAUGUGUGGUUCCUGUUUGGAGGUGGUUCCAAACUGCCAGGAUGGAGAGGUGUUGACGGUGGACGCCAACAGUACAGACCUCUGCUGUCCUGUCUUCCACUGUGUGUGUGAGCCGUACCGGUGUGCUGAGUUGUCAUGUCCCUUGGGGAUGUCUGCUGUCACCGUGUCCCCUCCAGACCACUGCUGUCCCCUGCACACCUGCGUGCGUGAAGCGGUGUGUGUGGACGGGGAGCGGGGUGUUAUGCAUCCGGGACAGACCCUCGUGGACCACAGUCAGGAGGGGGUGUGUCUCACCACCCAGUGUAGCCACAGUCUGGAUCCCACCACGGGCUUCCACCUCCUCCGCACCGCCACCACCAACUGCUCUGCUCAGUGCCAACCGAACCAGAUAUACAUCCCUCCCAAAGACCAGAUGAUGUGCUGUGGUGUCUGCAGGAACAUCUCCUGUCUCUACCACAAUGACAACGGUACUACACUCCUCUACAAGCCUGGGAAGUCUUGGGUGUCAGACUGUAUGAAGUAUGAUUGUACCGACACACUGUCAGGCCCGACCCUGGUGUCCUACUCAUUCAGCUGUCCACCUUUCAACCAGACAGAGUGUAUGAAGAUUGGUGGAACCAUUGUAAGUUACAUGGAUGGAUGCUGCAAGACAUGUAAAGAAGAUGGGAAGUCCUGUCAGAAGGUGACAGUAAGGAUGACGAUACGGAAGAACGACUGUCGCAGUAACAGACCGGUCAACAUAGUGUCAUGUGACGGGAAGUGUCCGUCGGCCAGUAUUUACAACUACAACAUCAACACGUACGCCAGGUUCUGUAAGUGCUGCCGUGAGAUGGGGCUGCAGAGACGCUCCGUGCAGCUCUACUGCAGUGGCAACUCCACGUGGGUCAACUACUCGAUACAGGAACCCACCGACUGCUCCUGCCAGUGGUCUUAGUGGCCACAAAGACACACACACAUGUAUGCACACGUAUAAACACGUAUGCACACAUGACCGUUAUUCACUACAGGUGUACACACAUUAAGUA
This is a messenger RNA of Oncorhynchus mykiss (rainbow trout), 8407 nucleotides long. The record is from RefSeq and is a predicted model, not a curated record. Lineage: Eukaryota; Metazoa; Chordata; Actinopteri; Salmoniformes; Salmonidae.